AGCUCUAGUCGGCGAGGGCAGCCGGCUGAGGGUUCGCUGUGAUCUUCCCGAGCCAGCGGCAGAAGGAGGGGAAGGAGCGGCGUUUUGCAGCCAGCGAGGGCAGGGGAGCUGUCCUCUAGGCUCCUGGGGCUUGUUGUUGUUAUCAUUUCACGGCUUGUUUUUCGGGCUGAGAAACCAUGCGGGAUUCCUGGAAGAGGCUGCCGUAGCCCCAGCUGGAGGGAGCAUCGGAUCCGUAGCCCAGCCUAGGAGCCCAGAGGGAUGUGGAAACACAGACUGGCUGGACUCUGUGCGUGACCCAGAUUCCCGCAGACGCCGGCAUGGAAAAGUUACAGAAGCAAUCUUUGACCUCACCCGGGAGCGUCUGUUCCUCCCGCGGGUCCAGCGUCCCAGGGUCGCCCUCCAGCAUCGUGGCCAGAAUGGACAACGAGGUGCUGGGCUACAAGGACCUGGCGGCACUUCCCAAGGACAAGGCGAUCCUGGACAUCGAGCGCCCGGACCUAAUGAUCUACGAGCCCCAUUUCACCUACUCCCUCAUGGAGCACGUGGAGCUGCCGGGGAGGGGAGAGCGAUCCCUGUCCCCCAAGUCCAUCUCCCCUCCUCCUUCUCCAGAAGUCAUCCGGGACUGGACGGAGAACAAGGCCCUCGGAAGUGCCUCUCAGGCAGCGAGUCGCCGGACCAGCAGCACAGCCCGGAGCGGAGUGCACCACUUCCACCGACCUGAGACCAACACCAUGGAGCUGAACAUAUACAAGAAGCCGCCGAUCUACAAGCAGAGAGAGCCCGCGGCCGGAGCCCCGCUGAGCAAACACCUGAGAGAAGACCAGAUCAUUGAGUCCUCCAAGUUCCCAGCAGCCCAGCCCCCGGACCCCAACCAGCCGGCCAAGAUCGAGACGGAUUACUGGCCCUGCCCUCCCUCCCUGGCAGUGGUGGAGAAGGAGUGGAGGCGGCGGAUGGCCUCCAAGAGAGGCGUGGAGGAGGACGAGGAUCUCACAGAGGAAAUGACCAACCUGCGGGAACUCCAGAAAGAGGAGCUGAGUAAGGUCACCUCAAACCUCGGGAAGCUGAUCCUGAAGGAGGAGAUGGAGAAAUCUAUCCCCAUCCGGAGGAAAACCCGCUCGCUCCCAGACCGAACGCCCUUCCACACCUCUCUGCACAUUGGGAACUCCAGGUCCUCCACCCUUCCGGCCUACGGGAGAAGUACCCUCGCCAGGCUGCAGUCAGCAGAGUUCAGCUCAGCCAGCAGCGAGAAGGAGAGCCCAGCCCUGCAGAACGGCCAGCGGGGCAGGAUGGACAGAGGGAACUCCCUGCCCAGCAUGCUGGAGCAGAAGAUUUACCCCUACGAGGUGCUGAUGGUGACGAACAGGGGUCGUGUGAAACUGCCUCCAGGCGUGGACAGGACAAGACUAGAGCGGCACCUGUCCCCGGAGGAUUUCCUGCGCGUCUUCGAGAUGUCCCCGGAGGAGUUCUGCAAGCUGGCCCUGUGGAAGCGCAACGACCUGAAGAAGAAAGCGUUCCUCUUCUGAGCCAGCCCAUGCCCUGAGCUCAGCUACUGUCCAACCCAAUCUCGCAUCGCAGCUGCUUUAGGGCUCCUGAGCCGCCGGUCUUAACACCUGCCUCCCCUCCCCGACGCCCCUCAGGCAAGUUGAUCCCUCGGUCCCAGUAUUGCCCCUUCCUGGGGUGGAGGCACCGGAGAGCCUCUCCCUGCCCACACCUUCCCCCACGCAGCCAGGGGACAGCGGGCCAGGCCCGUGCCAAUCCCACGUGAGCGACUCAGUCUGGGGCAAACCUCGCCAUGGAGCCAGGGGAGGGAGAGUGGACUGAGGGGGCAGGAGGAGCAAGCAGACCCAAAGCAGGCCCAGCCGGUCCCAGGCGGAGCUGGAUGCAGAGGGGGGAGGCCAGAGAGGGGAGGGAGGGGGCAAGGCGAGGGGAGACGGGGAGCAGCAGUCGCUUUCCCCUCUGGGCGCUCUCUCUCGCGGGCCUAAUCCAUGGGCCGGGUGGGUGUCGGGACGUCUGAGGGGCCGAUUAUCAGUGUCCCUCGCGGGGCCGGGGCUGGUUCAGCCGGGACAGGGGCCGUAGCCGCCGGAGGGGGUCUGGCUUUGCUCCC
Messenger RNA from Pelodiscus sinensis (Chinese soft-shelled turtle), 2104 nucleotides. Lineage: Eukaryota; Metazoa; Chordata; Testudines; Trionychidae. The record is from RefSeq and is a predicted model, not a curated record.